Molecule: messenger RNA, 784 nt
Organism: Gracilinanus agilis (Agile Gracile Mouse Opossum)
Lineage: Eukaryota; Metazoa; Chordata; Mammalia; Didelphimorphia; Didelphidae
Gene: TRAPPC3
Product: trafficking protein particle complex subunit 3
Exons: 5
Coding region: 41-568 (175 amino acids)
Biological process (GO): endoplasmic reticulum to Golgi vesicle-mediated transport; intra-Golgi vesicle-mediated transport
Cellular component (GO): cis-Golgi network membrane; TRAPP complex; cytosol
Source: RefSeq, a predicted model, not a curated record
GUAUUUGCCAUUCCCUUUACCUUCGGCAUCUCUGCGCCUCAUGAGUUCUGAGCUUUUCACCCUGACUUAUGGAGCUCUGGUCACCCAGCUUUGCAAGGACUAUGAAAAUGAUGAAGAUGUAAAUAAACAACUGGACAAAAUUUUGUUGUCUGAUCACCUUUCCAGGGGCUACAAUAUUGGUGUCCGCUUGAUUGAAGAUUUCCUGGCUCGGUCAAAUGUUGGCAGGUGCCAUGACUUUCGGGAAACAGCAGAUGUCAUUGCCAAGGUAGCAUUUAAAAUGUACCUGGGCAUCACCCCAAGCAUCACCAACUGGAGCCCAGCUGGUGACGAGUUCUCCUUGAUCUUGGAAAACAACCCCCUGGUUGAUUUUGUGGAGCUUCCUGAUAACCACUCAUCCCUCAUUUAUUCCAAUCUCUUGUGUGGGGUGUUGAGGGGAGCCCUGGAGAUGGUCCAGAUGGCAGUGGAUGUGAAGUUUGUCCAGGAUACACUGAAAGGAGAUGGGGUAACAGAAAUCAGGAUGCGGUUUAUCAAGCGGAUUGAGGACAAUCUCCCAGCUGGAGAAGAAUAACCAUUUUGGGACCAGUGGAGUUGACCAGCUAGGGCACUUGCUAAUUCUCAGCCCUCUCCUGGGGUUGUAAAGCCAAAGUGCCCCCACCUUAGAGAACUCAGUGACUCUUUAAGAUGUUAUAUAUUCUUCUAAUCUUGUUUCCAUUUUCCAUGCUAAUAAAAAACAGACUUGUGUGAUAUAUUGCAUUUAUCCCACAAGUGUGUGCUUCUGAUCUCA